UUUGCUUAUCAAUCAGACAAUCACUCACCCGCUCAAUCAGGAAAUUGCAAAAAUGUUUAAAAAACCAGCCAAGGGAAAGACAGUUGCAACCUCAAAGUCAACCCCUUUGCCUCAAACUACAUCAAAUGCUAUCAUUUCUAGGGAUGGUUCACAAUCACAAAGUGUUCAAGCUUCAGCAAUUGGCUCAACAGAACCAGAAGAAAACCCAACUGAUGAUAACAUCAACAUGCCAAGCUCUCAUACAGGUGGCUCAGGUGAUGAAGAUAGAGAAGCUGGUGAGGAUCCACUGAUAACUGCUCUGAAGAAAAAGCUUAGAUCAACAAGGUCACCAGUGUGGGAUGAAUUUGAAAGGGACUGUAAAGUAAGAUACAACAGUAAAAAGAAUGCGAGGGAAGCUGUUGUACUAGGUACAUGCCAUCAUUGCAAGAAGAUAGUUGAUGCUGGUAGUCUCAGUGGUACUACAAGGUUGUCUAAUCAUCUAAAGAUUUGCCGAGACAGACCACAGAACAAGGCUGGACAACAACAGAUUGCUACUUCACUGAAAACAGCAGGUGGUAGAGUGCUUACAACACACAGAGCUUCAUUAGAUCCAGAGGUUGUUGAAGCAUUGUUAUGCUUAAGCGAUUGGUUGCCAGAUUUCAUUUGUGAUGAAGAUAUGGAAAUUUUGGAAACCGAAGACGAAUGAAGACAAG
This is a messenger RNA of Papaver somniferum (opium poppy), 692 nucleotides long. RefSeq lists its product as uncharacterized. NCBI's taxonomy places the organism in Eukaryota, Viridiplantae, Streptophyta, Magnoliopsida, Ranunculales, Papaveraceae. The coding region runs from base 53 to 685 and encodes 210 amino acids. The record is from RefSeq and is a predicted model, not a curated record. The transcript is spliced from 4 exons.